GGUAAUUCCCAAAUUGAUCCACCUUUGUCUUCAAACGACGGGCCAAUGUCAUCCGGAGAAGGCAAACUCACAGAUAACUGUGAUCCACCACCGUUGCCUGCCUCAGUUGGUGGUGACUUAGUUCUUGGACCCAUUGGCGGUGAUAGCAGCGCUGAAGAAAGAAACUUGACAGAACAUCAUUUGGGCCAUUUUCGUGAUGACCCUUUUGGUUUUAUGAUGCAAAUGGGUGCGUUUUAUCAAGGAACGGGGUGGAGAAGUUAUAGAAAUUAUAUUGGAACUCGAAUAUAUUACGAGGGGUACACAGACGAAAUGAGAGAACGUGUAUUAAAUAGCGAACGUGUUCUUUACAUGAUCGCUUAUUUAGCUGAAAAGCAGGUCACCCUUCUUUCUCAAACAUUACCAAAUGCUACCCCAAAAAUGAUCGCUAAACGAAAAAAAAUACUAGAAAAAGAAUUACAGGUUGUAGCUAAUGGAAUGGUGGAUAAAUUAAUUGCCGACCUUAAUAGUAUACGAUUUCUUAGGUUUUUCGUCUUUUUUGUCAAUAAUAUACUGGUGAGAAUGUAUCAUCAAGGAAUACAUAUAUCUGAACGCGAAUUUCAAGAGUUAUUCAUAACUUCAAUAAUUCAACAGCUUCGACGUAUAGCUAUUCAUGCGGCUCAAAAUUCUCAAUCACUUAUUGUUCUUCCAUGUCAUAAAUCUCACGUAGAUUAUUUCGUUAUUUCUUACAUAUUUUUCCGUUUGGGUUUGGCCCUUCCACACAUUACCGCGGGAGAUAAUCUCGACCUGCCUAUUGUUGGUAAAGUCCUUAAACGUGGAGGUGCAUUCUUUAUUCGACGAACAUGGGGAGAAGAUCAACUUUAUGGUAGUGUUGUAAAGGAAUACGUAGAAUGCUUAUUGGAGAGCGGCCAUAAUGUAGAAUGCUUCAUUGAAGGAACAAGAAGUCGCACAGGGAAGCUUUUGCCUCCUAAACUCGGUAUCUUAAAAAUCAUUUUGGAUUGUAUACUGUCGGGCAGAGCCAAAGAUUGUUGGAUCGUACCAGUAUCUUUACAAUAUGAUAAAGUAAUCGAAACCGAGACUUAUGUUAAUGAAUUGCUGGGUACUCCCAAAGAGAGAGAAACUUUGUGGGGAGUUGUAACAAAUACUAGAUUAUUGCAAUUGAAAUGGGGACGCAUUGAUGUUUCAGUUGUAAUGCCUACUGCUCUUGUUGGAACUGUAAUAUUAACACUCCGUGGCAGAGGUGUUGGAAGGAAUGAACUAAUAAGACGAGUAGAGUGGUUAAGGGCCGCAAUUUUGGCCAAAGGAGGACGUGUUAAAGAAUUUGGUGGUAUGAGUACAGCAGAAAUCGUUGAUCGUGCAAUUACGGUAUUGAAAGAUUUGAUCAAGGAGAGGAAAGACUUAUUGGAACCUGUAUUUUAUGCAGAAAAAAGAUUCGAAUUAAGUUUUUAUCGUAACCAGGUUAUGCACUUGUUUGUUUCAGAAGCCAUGUAUACUAAGAUAAAGCAAGGUGGUGCCAGGCCAACACAACGUUUAGAUCGAAAUACCCUUUUAAAAGAGGUGGAAUUUCUUUCUCAGUUACUCAAGGGAGAAUUUAUAUAUAAUCCUGGUCAAAUUAAGACUAAUGUUGAUAAUACCUUAGUAGGAUUGAAGAAUGAUCAUGUACUUGAUUAUGAUGAUAAAUACGUGGAGUUAUCUGAUGCCGAAAGAGCUUUUGGAAGGGAAAAUUAUGAUUUUUACUGCUUUUUGAUAUGGCCUUUUGUUGAAACAUAUUGGCUUGCUGCCAUAAGUCUAUUUUCUAUGACCCCUACCAAUAUUCACCCUCAACCGGCGACUACGAUUGUAAAUAAAACCGCCAAUAGCAAACCUGUUCCUAUCACAUGGUUUAAUGAGAACGAUUUUUUAAACAAAUGUCAACUCUUUGGCAAAACACUAUAUUAUCAAGGAGAUCUCUCCUACUUUGAGGCUGUGAACAAGGAAACAUUGAAGAAUGCGUUUAUUCUUUUGGAAGAUGCUGGCGUCAUCAAGGUGAAUCGGAGCCGCAAUGCUAAAAUACAACCCACUAUUGCUUUAACACCUGAAUAUGUACCAACAAGGAAUUCUGAUGGUGUCAUUGAAGCUAAAGGAGAAUUAUGGAAUUUAGUUGAAAAGAUUGGAAAAUUUCGAAGGGAAGGAAAAAACCGUAGAGAUAAUGCUACAGUUAGUUCAAGGGUAUUGAGACUAGCUGAGAUGGUAGGUACUCCAACUACGGCUGAUGUAGUUGUGGUGACAAAUUUGAUGAGUAGACCCGCAAAGGCCGGAAAACCCGAGGCAAAACUUUAG
Molecule: messenger RNA, 2316 nt
Organism: Scutellospora calospora
Lineage: Eukaryota; Fungi; Glomeromycota; Glomeromycetes; Diversisporales; Gigasporaceae
Source: the annotation of a GenBank genome assembly